GAGGUCUCCAGGGCGUCCCUGCUGGCCGACGGCCCUGCGGGCGGCGCCGACGGGUCCGGCGGCGGGUCGAUGUGGACGAUCACCAGCGACAGCGACCCGUUCGAGCUGGCGUACAACGCCCUCGUCGGGGACGAGGAGGCGGACGCCCAGGCCUCCAAGGAGAAAAAAAAACCAACGUGCCAACCCCAUCAUCAUCGCGGCCGUCCUCGGCGCUCUGGUCUGCGGCGUCGUGCUCGGCCUGCUGACCUGGAAGCUGCGCCAGUGGAGGCUCGGCAAGGCCACCGCGGGCGCCGAGCUCGAGCCCGACCGGAAGCCGCCAGUGGUGGCGGGCAUGCCCGUCGAGGA
Prorocentrum cordatum is the source of this 345-nucleotide messenger RNA. NCBI's taxonomy places the organism in Eukaryota, Dinophyceae, Prorocentrales, Prorocentraceae. The record is from the annotation of a GenBank genome assembly.